Boeremia exigua is the source of this 3128-nucleotide messenger RNA. RefSeq lists its product as uncharacterized. The record is from RefSeq and is a predicted model, not a curated record. The coding region runs from base 170 to 2992 and encodes 940 amino acids. The transcript is spliced from 5 exons. Lineage: Eukaryota; Fungi; Ascomycota; Dothideomycetes; Pleosporales; Didymellaceae.
CUUGUCCAAAUUUGGCCUUUCACUUCCACUGCUCGCUGCGAGAUCGCUGCCUCAGCCUGGCCCUCUAUAUACAAAGCUUUUCCGCGUCCGCUCUGCAACUAAGACAGCCUCACCAGCCCACAGCCUUCCCUUUAGCCACAAUCUUCUCAACGGCUAUAGCUUGUCAAACAUGGUCAACAGCCUGCUCUUCCGCUGGGAAGAUAGCCAGGCUCUGCAACACCAUUGCGGUUUCUGUGAACGGCCCCUCUCCCACCCUGGAGCUCGAGCCAGCUGCUUCGGUACGCAUAGUGAGCCAUGUCACCGCUUCCAUCAGGCAAUGUUCAUGCGUAAUCGCGCUCACAUGUGCAACUACUGCACCACUAUCGAUGAAGCGCACUACAAGCGGCACCAUGAGCUUGUCAUCCAGUUGCGGAAGAUCUACGAAAGCUGCGGUGAAGCAGACUGGACUAUCCCACCUGUAGAACCUGACGACAUUAGAAGAAGCCAUUCUUAUGACUUGCACCCAACCGCUUGCGACAAUGGAGCAGAUAGUCUUGCGCCAGACGAGACGCCGAUCUCAAAACGUGAUCGAAAAGACGCCAAGUCGUUGGCUCGUGCUGCAAACAGAGUGAAAGUCGUCACGCAGGACGAGAUAAGAUACGUCGAAUCGGUUCUCCACUCUGCUGAGGGUGUCUCUGGCGGUGAAAGCACGAGUCCUGCCAAUCUCGAGGAACUGCAGCUGAUUGAAGAACAACUGCGCUACAACGCAAACGUCUACAAUCUUUCGAGCCAUCGUGAUCUCAAAAGAUUUGCCAAGAUUCCAGACGUGGAAGUCGACUUUGACGGAGAGAUGGAGAGAGUCCUUGCUACGUUUCGCAUUACUGAACUUGUUAAGCGCAACGUUAAGAAUCGCGGGUUACAAGGUAAGGAUCUGACCAUCUUUGAGAACUUGGUCGAGACUUUCAAAAGCGCUGUUGUCGAAGACUUGGUACUUGUCAAGAAAGACAUGAUGGAAGUUCAGAUGCGCCGUGCAGGCUAUUUACGCUACACCAGCAAAGCCGCAUAUAACAUUGUCGAAGACCGGUAUACCGACAAAGACUGGAAAACAGGCGAGCGUAUUACGGCCUCGAAUAGCGACUCCAGUGGCCUUGAUUCGCUUGUAGGUGAGCCUGCUAUACCAUACGAAUGCGAGCCUACGAUUCCCUCGUUACCUGUUCUACCUUCCGUCAAAGGUCCCGAUCAACGCCAUCUACUGCGCGUCCACACCCGUAUCAGCGGAGAUGACGGUCUCGGACAGAAGGUCAUCGAGCCCUAUCACACGCCCUUAUUACCGCUCGCCCCAAAGCAGGCCAUGAGAAAGCCUGCUGUCUUACAGCUGAAGGUGGUCGAAAACAAAGAAAACCAGAUUCCUGCUGGUAUGACUAACCGUGGGUGGUUACGGCGCGGCGUGACAAGGCAAUCAUCUUCCAAGAAACAUCUGCGGACGUCAGAGGAGGAGCAUCUAUCUCAUUCAGCACUAUCAGAGAAGCCUUUCGCAUCAAGCGAGACCAGACCCAUGAGUAAGUCGACGUGGGGAAGUUCUGAAGCCUUGACCCAAGGCUCUAUGGCCGAGCGUGCCACAGAACAUGAAGAGGUGUCUGCUGCUCCACAUGAGCGCGUGGAGCCGCUCAAGCGUGUCGCAGCAAGAUCCAGUGCACCUGCCGUGCAGCUUCCUAUGGAACAUGAGAACGUUGGUCUUCAAGGUCCAGAAGGUGCGAUCUCACCGAAUCAUGACACUCGAGACGCGCACCCGGUAGUUUCUCAGAAGAAGGCAAAGAAGGCUCAGCGUGAGGCUAAGCGCAAAGCUAAAAAGGUCAGUAUCCCCGAGGAGACAGCCAAUCCUACAGCGGUAGACCCCGUUGGCCUUGGGGUGACGGAGCAAGUCUUCCGUGAGACUUUGCUUGAUGCUCCUUUGGCCAAAUAUACGUCUCAUGCUAUGGAAGAUGUGUCUCCGCUACGCUCUAGCUCUCUUUCGAGAGAUCUGGCCGACGGCGACAAAGAUAAUACGGAUACUGGACUUGUAGCGAAGCAGAACAACGAUCCUGGGUUCCCGAUCGAGUUGACACCGCCGACCAUACUACACACGACUCAUGGGAAGCAUAAUCACUGGGCGCGUUUCUCUAGUGCUUUUAUUGUCGACCGGUUGACUAGCCCGCUGCUUCAGUCUCUCGAGGCCUGCUCACCUGGGUCAUCCUGCCUUUUCGAGAGCCAUGGUGUACUUGACUGUCCAUUCCAUGAGCCUCGCUGUGAUUGUGGAGAUCCUUUGCUAAUCCAAUGCUACCUGAUGCAUCCUGGCAAGGAACUGUAUACCUCAGGACCGUACAACCAGGCUCACGGCAAGAGGCUACUAGCCAUGUACGAGCAGCAUGACAUCACCAAAGGUAGACUCAUGCUCGUCGACGAGGAUCUUGUUUCGUAUCUCUUGGAUCGCAACAGCAGUCCUGACCAGCCGGAUCCUACUACCAUGCCUACUCGUCUUCUACGCGAGCACUUCGAAUCUCUAAAUGGCUACGGAUGCGGUCCGCUCAUGCAGACAGAGCUGGAAUUCGAGCGUCGUCUGGCCAAAGACGUAUCUAUUGGGCGUCCACUCACUUCAAAGAUUCUCCAGAACAUUCAGGGUAAGCACUCCGGUCUCAAGGGUUCCAGGACUCUAUGUUAUUGCCAAGUCGAGGUGUUACCUCACGUUCGUGACAUGAACAAAGAGUUCGGUAAGGACUUUGUAAGUUGCUCGUAUCGGAGGUGUGAAUUUGGCGGUGUAUUCCACACGCGCUGUGUCAAGAAGCUGGGCUCUGAGAAAGUCAGUCGAUGGUACUGCACCUCUUGCGAGAAGCAGAUGAAGGUCUUGGCCUGUCGGACUUUGAAAGUUCCGGGCAACGAAAAGGCUGCGACCUUCGAUGGCACAGUGGGGCAACUAGCAAAGGUGUUUGCUGCAGAGAUGGUUACGAACCGCCCAAAGCUGAACUCACACUUUUGAGGAGCCUCGCGGUGGUGAGCCGCGUGGUGAUGUGUGGAUCAAGCACGGCGGGUUAAGGUGAACAAUGUGGAGCGGUGCCGAGAUGCAGGACCACACUGAGGUGCGGGAUCUUCCAAAAAUUUGUAAAGUAAUAUGU